AUGGGAAAUAUAGCAAGUGACCAGAAAAAAAAACCACGAAGCUUAUAUGAAUUAAGCCCACAAAUUGGAGAAUACAAAACUAUAAAUGAGGGUGACCCUGAAAUGGUAGAAGAUCCUGAAUUCCCUAAUCAGAUGAUGAAAGAUGCGCUAAAUAAUAACACAACUGUUGAGGGAAAUAAUGUCCAAGGAACUUUUGUUUAUUACCCAAAUAAAGACAAACCAAAAAUGUGGAUUGGAAACUACAAGAUAUUAAACCCUGAAGAUAUUUUAUGCACAAAUGUGGCAGAAAAAAUAGGAAUUAGUGAAGAACAAUGGAAGAAUUACAUAAAAAUAAAAAACACCACUCAGAAUGAAGAAAAUAUCAUACAGAAUAAUGCAAACCAAACUAAUCAGCCAUUAGAAGAAUUUAUUUCAUUAAAGGAAAAUUUAACAGGAAAAAAAAAUAUCGAAAAAAAUGAUUUAAGUAAUGAUGAACUUGAAAAUAAUUCUACAGAUUUGAAUAAAAUAAAUAAUAUAAUAAAUAAUAACACCACAUCAUAUAUAAUUUCAUCAAAUGGAAAGAAGGAUAUUCAUAACUGUGAGGAGAAUUACUAUAGCGCAUGUAAUACAAUAGAAGGGAUAGAAGACAAAAUAGAGAACAACAAAAAUAGAAAAGAAAAAAAUAUAGAACAAGAGAGAGAUGCUUUAUUUACAAAAACAUAUAUUGAUAAAUUGAAUGAAGAAAUUAAAAAGAUAAAUAAAGAACAUGAGAAUGUGAUUAUAGAAAAGCAAAAAGAAGUAUAUGAAUAUUCUAUGUCUAGCACAAGCGAAUUAGUCGAUCCUCAAAAAAAAGAGAAAAAGAAAGAAUCAUAUGUAAAUAACAAAAUCAAUUCUGUAAAAAAAAUAAAUAAUAAAAAUAAUAAUUCUUCCAAUACCAUUGAUAGCAAAAAGUCUAUAAUAGAACAAUUAAUAGAAGAAAAUAAAAAUAAGUUUAAUUCGAAAAGGAUUGCAGUAAAUGAUGCAUACAAAAAAAAAUAUCUAAAAUAUUCAUCCAUGAGCACAAAAGACAGUUUAAUGGAAACACAUUCCAGUUUACAGGAAAUAUUAUCAAACAAAAUGUGCGAUAAAAGAAAAAUUGUAAAAUAA
This is a messenger RNA of Plasmodium yoelii, 1125 nucleotides long. Its product is annotated as conserved protein, unknown function. The transcript is spliced from 4 exons. The record is from RefSeq and is a predicted model, not a curated record. The coding region runs from base 1 to 1125 and encodes 374 amino acids. NCBI's taxonomy places the organism in Eukaryota, Apicomplexa, Aconoidasida, Haemosporida, Plasmodiidae.